Molecule: messenger RNA, 4657 nt
Organism: Prunus mume (Japanese apricot)
Lineage: Eukaryota; Viridiplantae; Streptophyta; Magnoliopsida; Rosales; Rosaceae
Cellular component (GO): cytoskeleton
Molecular function (GO): structural constituent of cytoskeleton; actin binding
Source: RefSeq, a predicted model, not a curated record
UCUCUCUCUCUCCCUCUCGCUCCCUCGCUCAUCGGAGAACUGGAACUCUUCUCUCUCUGCUUGAUCGUACGAUUCGAGAAUUGUCUCUGACUUUCAGCGUGGUUGAUAGGAUGAGGUAAGCAAUUCUUGACGAAGCUUCCUGGCGACGACUUGAAGAAGAAGUAAAAGAGAAUAUAAGACUUUGAGCUGGAGAUGGAUAUUGCUCCAUCUUAACUCACACCUGGUAGGGAAGUUUGGAAAUUGAAGUGAUGACAAAGCACCGCUUGAGGGAAUCCAUUAAGUCCUUGUUUGGAAGUCACAUCAAUUCAGAGAAGCAUGAAGAGCUGAAAGGAACUAAAAUAGGUAUUGAUGACAAGGUGAAUAAAAUAUUGAAGCUUCUAAAAGAUGAAGAUCUUGAAGAAAAAGAUGCCAUCUCAGUAGAGAACUCCAAAAAGGAACCUCUUGUUGAGCUAAUUGAGGAUUUCCACAAAGAGUACCAAUCACUCUAUGCACAAUAUGAUCAUCUAACUGGAGUGCUAAAGAAAAAAGUUAAUGGCAAACAAGAAAAGGACAGCUCAUCUUCAUCAAGCUCAGACUCAGAUUCAGAGUAUUCUUCAAAUGACAAAAGCGGUAAAAAUGGACUGUUGGAAAGUGACUUUCAGAAAACUGAUGGGAUCAAACAUGAACUCGAAUCAGCACAUCUAGAAGUUGCUGACCUGAAGAGGAAAUUGACAGCUACAAGUGAGGAGAAGGAAGCUUUAAACUUAGAAUAUGAGGCGGCUUUGACCAAGAUAGAAGAAACAGAAAAAAUUGCCAGAGACUUGAAGACUGAAGCUGAAAGGUUAGAUGUUGAAAAAUCUCAACUUUUGGCUGGGAAUAAUGAACUAAAUAAAAAACUGGAAGCUGGUGGAAAGAUAGAAGCUGAACUGAAUCAAAGAGUAGAAAAUGUGGAAAGAGAGAGAGAUAACUUGAUUCAGGAGAAAGAGACUGCUCUGAGAAGGAUAGAGGAUGGAGAAAAUAUUACAGCAGAGUUAAGAACCAUGGUUGAUCAGCUGAAAGAUGAAAAAGUAACCCUUGAGCAAGAACUAGAAUCCGUUCAAGGGGAAGUCUCCAAUUUGAAGCAGCAGCUGGAAUCUGCAGAACAGCAGGUGUCAGAUGUGAGCAAAGCUAAGGAGGAAGAGACCUUGAAAAUUUUGGAAAUGUCAAAUGAAAUUCAACAGGCACAGAACAUGAUACAAGAACUCACGGUUGAAUCUAGUCAACUAAAGGAGAAAUUGGGUCAGAAAGAAAACGAAUAUUCAACUCUGUCUGAGAGGCAUGAGCUGCAUGAGAACAAAACCUCGGCUCAAAUAAAGGGAUUACAGGCUACAGUGACAGGGCUGGAACUGGAACUAGAAUCUUUGCGAGGUCAGAAAAGAGACAUGGAAGUGAAGAUUGAGAGCAAAGAAACUGAAGUUAAACAACUGGAAGAGGAAAACGCAGGACUACAAGUCAGAAUUUCAGAACUUGAAUCAGUAUCAAAUGAGAGAGCAGCUGAACUGUCUGCUCUCACAAAAGAACUUGAGGAUAACAAUAGCGAAUCUAUUCAGCUAAAGGAGAAGUUGGGUCAGACGGAAAAGGAGUAUUCAACUCUGUCUGAGAUGCAUGAGCUGUAUGAGAAUAAGACAUUGGCUCAAAUAAACGGAUUGGAGGCCCAAGUGACAGGGCUGGAACUGGAGUUGGAAUCUUUGCGAGGUCAGAAAAGAGGUAUAGAAGUGAAGCUUGAGAACAAAGAAACUCAAGUAAAACAACUAGAAGAAGAGAAUGCAGGAUUACAAGCCCAAAUUUCAAAACUUGAAUCGACAUUAGAAGGGAGAGAAGCUGAACUUUCUGCUCUCACAAAGAAACUUGAGGACAGCAAUACUGAAUGUAGUCGGCUAAACGAGCAACUGGGUCUCAAGGAAAAGGAAUAUUCAACACUGUCUGAGAGGCAUGAGCUGCAUGAGAACGAAACCUCGGCUCAAAUAAAGGCAUUACAGGCUACAGUUUUGGGGCUGGAACUGGAACUAGAAUCUUUGCGAGGUCAGAAAAGAGACAUGGAAGUGAAGAUUGAGAGCAAAGAAACUGAAGUUAAACAACUGGAAGAGGAAAACACAGGACUACAAAUCCGAAUUUCAGAACUUGAAUCAGUAUCAAAUGAGAGAGCAGCUGAACUGUCUGCUCUAACAAAAGAACUUGAGGAUAAGAAUAGUGAAUCUAUUCAGCUGAAGGAGAAACUUGAGAACAAAGAAACUCAAGUACAACAACUAGAAGAAGAGAAUGCAAGAUUACAAGCCCAAAUUUCAAAACUUGAAUCGAUAUUAGAAGAGAGAGAAGCUGAACUUUCUGUUCUCACAAAGAAACUUGAGGACAGCAAUACUGAAUAUAGUCGGCUAAAUGAGCAACUGGGUCUCAAGGAAAAGGAAUAUUUAACUCUGUCUGAGAUGCACAAACUGCAUGAGAAUGAAACAUUGGCUCAAAUAAAGGGAUUAGAGGAGAAAGUUUCGGGGCUGGAACUGGAGCUGGAAUCUUUGCGACAUCAGAAAAGUGAUUUGGAAGUAGAGAUUGAGAGCAAAGAAACUGAAGCAAAACAACUGGGAGAGGAGAAUGCAGGACUACAUGCCCGAGUUUCAGAGCUUGAAUUGAUAUCAGAAGACAGAGAAGCUGAACUUUCUGCUCUCACAAAGAAACUUGAGGACAGCAAUAAUGAAUCAUCAUCUAGAAUAGCAGAUUUGGCAGCACAGAUCAGUAAUCUGCUAGCUGACAUAGAUUCUUUGCGUGCCCAGAAAGUUGAAUUGGAGAAACAGAUAGUAUGUAAAGGUGAUGAAGCAUCAACUCAGGUCAAGGGCUUAAUGGAACAACUAAAUGUAUUGCAGCAAGAAUUGGAGUCCCUACUCAGCCAGAAAACUGAAUUGCAAGUGCAGAUUGAGAAUAAAACUCAAGAAACUUCAGAGUACUUGAUACAGAUACAAAAUCUGAAAGAGGAGAUAACAAACAAGAUAACGGAUCAUCAGAGGAUUGUGGAAGAGAAAGAGAGUUUGACGGCAGAAAAGAGAGACAUUGAGAUAAAGGUGGACUCGAUACACAACCACAAAAGUGAACUUGAAGAGGAGAUAAGAACUAAAGUCCUUGAGAACGAUCAGUUGAGAGCAGAAAUUGUGGAGCUAAAGGAUCAAAUUUCUGAAUUUGAGAAGAAAUUAACGCAAAUGGAGGUCGAGUUCUCCUCUCUCCGGGAGAAACAUGAAAGUUCUGUGAACGAUGCAUCUGCUCAAAUAGAAGCCUUUGUGUCACAGGUUAACAGUCUACAACAGGAUUUGGAUUCAUUCCAGACCCAGAAGAAGCAGAUAGAGUUGCAAUUUGAGAAGGAGAAACAAGAACAUUCAGAGAGCCUGACGCUAUUGGAAAAUGAAAAAGCGGAGUUAACGAGCAAGAUCACCGAUCAUCAGAGACUGCUGAAUGAACGGGAGGAUUCAUACAAGAAGUUAAAUGAGGAAUAUAAACAGCUUGAAAGUCAGUUUCAGGACAGCAAGGUCAAUCGAGACUCUGCAGAAAGGAAAAUUGAGCAAAUGGUGCUAGAAUUCAGUACAAAAGUUGAAUCGAAAGAUCAGAUAAUAGCUGAUUUGGAACAAGCAACUGAAGACCUGAAAAGAGAUCUUGAAGAAAAAGGGGACGAGCUUAGUUCUUUGGUUGAUAAUUCCCGGAAUACUGAAGUUAAGCUGCGGUUGUCAAACCAGAAGCUCCGUGUUACAGAGCAGUUAUUGGCUGAGAAGGAAGAGAGCUUCAGACGCGCAGAACAAAAGUUCCAGGAAGAACAAAGAGCACUUGAAGACAGAAUUGCUACAUUGUCUGGUACAAUUUCUGCAAACAAUGAAGCCUAUCAAAGAAACAUCACGCAUAUCUCAGAAAAUGUGAACAGUUCUUUGACUGUAUUGGAAUCUGUGAUCAAGAAAUUUUUGGAUGACUAUGCAAAGUAUGAGAAGUGUAUUCUAGGAACAACAAGGGAGCUUCAAACUGCAAAGAACUGGGUUGCGGAAACAAAUGGUGAAAGAGUGAAGUUGAAGGAGGAGGUAGGGGACCUAAUCGAACAACUGCGUGGUAAGAAAGAAGAAGCAUUGGUGUUCAGAGAGCAGGUUGAGAAGUUGAGGGCAACUGCAAGCGGGGAGGAAGUGGAGAAGGGGGGUCUGAUCAAAGCUGUGAAACAACUUGAGAGGACGGUAGAGGACUUGGAGAAGACGGUGGGAGAGAAAAAUGAGGGCUUACUAGGAUUGGCGGAGGAGAAGAGGGAAGCCAUAAGGCAGCUGUGCAUAUGGAUCGAGUAUCACCGAAGCCGGUAUGAUGAUCUCAAGGAAGUGCUCUCAAAGAUGACUGCUGCAAGAGGCCAGAGGAGGGCUUAGUUUCCUCGUCCUUGGGGAUAAUUAUCUUUUUUUUCCCUUUCCAUUGCAGUAUGACCAUUUUAGUCUGUUGCAUCGUGUAAUUUUUUUUUUCUUGAUUGAUUCUUUUUUUUUUUUGGAAGGCUAGUGUUGAUCAAACAUUUUAGGUAGAGCUUGAGCGUAUCAGUAAGUAUGCGCAUGAAUUUGGUUGUAAAUUUUGCUGCUGCUUUUUUCUCGUCCAUUAAUGCAGAUGUAUAAAAUGCAGAUGGCUCCCUUUUUUUAUUCGAACA